This is a messenger RNA of Acanthamoeba castellanii str. Neff, 729 nucleotides long. RefSeq names its product Ras subfamily protein. The record is from RefSeq and is a predicted model, not a curated record. Gene Ontology annotation, biological process: actin filament organization; cortical cytoskeleton organization; regulation of actin cytoskeleton organization. Lineage: Eukaryota; Discosea; Longamoebia; Acanthamoebidae. The annotation marks the transcript as partial. Gene Ontology annotation, cellular component: cell projection; plasma membrane; cytoskeleton. Gene Ontology annotation, molecular function: protein kinase binding; GTP binding; GTPase activity. The transcript has 7 exons.
UGGUACGGCGUGGGGCAGGACAAUGCCCUCUGGUCAGUGGUUGUGGCCGGCUUCUUUGAGUCACGCCAAGCCGCCACUACCGAGGGCAACAACACGCAGGCUCAGGGAGAGCUCCGACGCUGGUUCCUCGAGGAACUAUACAAGUUGCGGGCUUCGUUCGAUGGUCACGUCAACGGGGCCAAGCAGCACUACGCCACCACCAACGCAUUCCCGACCGACUAUGUGCCUCGCGUAUUCGACAACUAUUCGCCCGGCGUGAUGGUGAGUGACGACCAGCGCUACGCUCCAUCGCUGUGGGAUACUGCCGGCGCCGAGGAUUACAAUCGGCUACGGCCGCUGUGUUACCCAAACACCGAUGUGUUCGUCCUCUUCUUUAGUCUCGUUGACAGAGGCUCCUACGAUGAGAUCACCCGCAAGUGGAUGGUAGAGAUCAGGCCCCACCUGACGAGCGAGACCCGCGUGAUCCUGGUGGGUACCAAGCUCGAUCUUCUGCGCGAUCUGGCGCACUGGCCCCUGAAAGACCCGCUGGGCCACAGCUGCAAUGACAUCAUCACCUUCUCCCAGGCCUGGCAGCUGGCCCACGAGGUAGGUGCGGUGGGAUUCGUGCCCAUAUCGGCGCUGGCGAGACUCAAUAUGUCCCUCCUGUUCGACCUCAUCCGCGCCGCGCCGAACUUGCCCGCACGCACCAAACCGAAGGGCAAAGGCAAGCCAGCCUGUUUGUUGAGCUGA